Nothoprocta perdicaria is the source of this 1647-nucleotide messenger RNA. It is a transcript of the gene THEMIS2, whose product is annotated as thymocyte selection associated family member 2. The transcript is spliced from 6 exons. The record is from RefSeq and is a predicted model, not a curated record. Gene Ontology annotation, biological process: T cell receptor signaling pathway. Lineage: Eukaryota; Metazoa; Chordata; Aves; Tinamiformes; Tinamidae. The coding region runs from base 1 to 1647 and encodes 548 amino acids.
AUGGAGCCCCUCUCCCUGCACGAGUACAUCUGCUCCCUGGACCCRGCCCUGCUGCCCCGCGUGCUCAGGGUUUGCUCCGGGGUCUACUUCCAAGGCUCCGUGUACGAGGUGUCGGGCAGCGAGUGCUGCCUGUCCACGGGGGACUUCCUCAAGGUCAUCGCCGUGAGGCUGCAGAAGGUCAUUUGCGAGGAUGYGGAGACGGGGCACACGCGGGAGCUGCCGCCGACCUUCGCGGGUGAGCAGAGCCGCGGGGCUCCCAUGGGUGCCGGGCGCGGGCACCCUCCCGUGCGGGCGCUCCGCAGCGCUCGGCUCUGCCUCCCGCAGGCGCUGGCGCCGCCGGCCGCCCGGCCCCGCCGCCUGCUCUGCCCCGCGCUCGCCCCGGGGCCCGUCCUGCUCAGCCCUGUCUACGAGGUGCAGGCCGUCAUGCACCUGCGCAAGGAGGUGGUGAAAAUCCCCUCCACGCUGGAGGUGGACGUGGAGGACGUCACGGAGCAGGYGCCGCACGUGCACUUCAUCCAGCCCCUGCUGCUCAGCGAGGUGCUGCACAUGGAGGGAGCCCUCCCGGCGCAGGCCGAGCUCCUGGAGGGGCCCGCUCCACCGGGCAUCUUCAAGAGCGCCUGGGCCGCCCGCCUGCGCAAGGGGCAGCGCAUCCACCUGCAUGGCCGCGGCUGCGCCUGGCGGGUGCUGGCGUCGGCGCCCGCGGGCGGCCGCCGCUUCCUGCUGUCCAGCGCCUACGCGGGCCGGUUCCGGCAGCGCCCGCGCCAGUUCGGCUCCGUGCACGAGCUGGCGAGCGGGCUGCGCGCGGGGCAGCGCCUGCGCGUCGUGGUGACGCGCGACUGCGAGGGCGCCGCCGAGGAGGCGCCGCCGCUGGGCGCGGGCGAGCGGCUGGAGGCGCGGGAGCUGCUCGGCGCCACGCUGCUCUGCGCCCGCGCCGACGACGGCGAGGAGCUGCGGCUGCCGCUCGCGCUGGCGGCCGCCUUCGUGGAGGAGCUCUGCGACAGCCACACGUACAGCCUGGCYGAGGCGCUGGAGCGGCUGCCGCUGCCCGCCGACGUCCGGGUGGUGGCCAAGGACCCCUCGCUCGCCCGCGACGUCCUCACCUCCUUCUCGGCCUUGCGGCUGGAGGCGCGCGUCACCGAGCCCUUCCUGGCGGGCAGCUUCUGCGAGGMGCCGCGCGAGCGCUUCGAGGUGCCGCCGCGCUGGCUCGAUGUGUCGCUCUUCCUCACCGGGGAGCCCGUGGCUCCGCCCGGCUCCGCAGACGUGUCCCGCGUGGAGGAGCUGCACGAGCACUUCUACUACCGCCUGCUGGGGCAGCUGCCGGGCGGCGCGGCCCCCCCGCCGCGGCCCCCCAAGGCCAAGGCCAAGGCGGGCGGCGCGGGGCCYGGCCCCGAGCGCGGCCGUCCUGGCGAAGCGCAGGCGCCGUCCCCGGCUGUGCCCGGGCCUUCCUGCUCCCACAAAGACGGGAGCUGCUCCAUGGCGCUGAGCACCCCCAGCRAGGAGAGCACGCACCCCUGCGCGCCGGCUGCACCAGCACCGAGCACGAGGGACGAAGGGGUGGAGAACGAUGCUUCUGAUCACGACUACGAAGUCAUCGAUGAAGAUCUUCAAAAGACGAUUCGCAAGAUGCAGGCUCUCUUUCCUUUCUAA